Messenger RNA from Botrytis cinerea B05.10, 3703 nucleotides. It is a transcript of the gene Bcsec59, whose product is annotated as Bcsec59. The transcript has 2 exons. The record is from RefSeq and is a predicted model, not a curated record. Gene Ontology annotation, biological process: dolichyl monophosphate biosynthetic process. The coding region runs from base 243 to 3284 and encodes 1013 amino acids. Lineage: Eukaryota; Fungi; Ascomycota; Leotiomycetes; Helotiales; Sclerotiniaceae. Gene Ontology annotation, cellular component: endoplasmic reticulum membrane. Gene Ontology annotation, molecular function: dolichol kinase activity.
GGCAUGUGAAUAGCUUUCGUAAUGUAAUCAUGAGAUUUUUCAUGCCACGGAUUAGUUUGAUACAUUCUUCUUCAAUCUUCAAUCUUCAAUCUUCAACCAUCAUUGUCAUUGCCAUUUCUAUUUUUCACCCAGUUUUAUUUCCAAACCAAACUUUGAGAGUAGAUGGUAAUUGAGGUCUGGUUCGCAAGGCAGUGAUGAAUUAAUGGGACUUGGACUGAGAUUCAAAGGGAGGGAUAAUAUUAAUGGAGGAAGGGUUAGAUUUGAAUUUGGGUCUGCAGACUGCGAUACGGGAAGACUCGGGAUCCAGGAUACAGCUGCAGACGCAAAUGCAGCAGAUACCAUCGACUAUGCAGCAAUCGCAAUCGCACACCCAACAAUCGCAUGCGCAGAAGUUGAGGGAGGAAGUUGCACGAAGAGGGGAGACGAGGGAUACAUUAACGGGAGAGAAGGCCCCGAGAUUGGAAAGAAGUCCACAUCCAUAUCAUAAACGACAUGAGGAGAUUCCGUUUGGGAGCGAAAGAAGUGAGAGGAAUCCGGUUAUUAGGAAUUCGAAAGGAGAAGAAUGGACUUCCCGAGUGCCUGCCAGGAAACCUUCUUCCUUAAAUCCCUCUUUCAAUCUGAGGCCUUCUAACUCCCAAACGAGAACAUCUUCUUCGGGAGCUCCUGCGUCGCCGUCACCUCUACGUUCGGCACAAAAUACAGACGAUGAAUUAUAUAAUGGCGUUAGGGUAACGAUUGAUGGAUCAUCAAAUGGGUAUAUCGAAUCUACGAACAGCGAUAGCGGGACUGAGGCAGAUGAUGAACAUUUCCUCAAAGGCCUGCCUGCUCCGAGGACGAAACCACACAAAGGAUUGAGGGGUGUAGAUGGUAGUAUGUCAAGUACGCCCAGUCCAUUGUUGAGUCCGGCUAUUUUGGAUGAUGAGAUACGAUGGAAGGAAAGUGGGAGGAUUAGGUCUACAAUGCCGACUUCGAAGAUAGUUACGAAGGAGGAACAGAGAAAAUUAAUUGAGAAGUUUAAACAGAGGAGGAGGAUUGAAAUUGUCAGGAGAACAACUGAGGCGUGUUUAUUAUGUUUUGUGGGAGGUAUAAUAUAUCAGAGUCAAGGAGUUAAGGAAAUACUCUAUCUGUGGAAGAAUGAACUUGGAUGUCAAAUUCUUAUUAUAAGUGGUUUGAUAGCUUUAUAUCCACUUCGACUAUUACGACAUCUGAGCUCACGAACACCAUGGAAAUCUCCAUUCCCUCUUACUAUACCUGCAACAUUCGAUCCUGCUCCUUUAUUAUAUCCUCCUACGAUAACAAUGCUUGUUUCGAUUUUACUUUCAGUCAGUGAUCCUAGUGGUCUUUUACCAAGUAUGAUACUCGCGAUAUCAACAUUACCGAAAAAAUUAAUCCCUGCUAUUGGAGGUCUUGAAGGAAGAGAUAUGUUACAUUGGGUAUUGGCAUGUAUGCCAUUAUUCACGACGACAUUAACCAGAGCUCCAUUCUUGAGUAAAGAAUCAUUGCCUCUGAAUCCAGAAGUAUUGGUUUUAAUACCACCACUUCAUCAAGCUUUAUGUAAAACACUUUAUUACCUCACAACUACUAGUCUCCUGGCAGCUGAACUACAAUUACUAUCAACCGCGCUUAUAAGCUUAUUACUCAGAGCAUCAUCUCCGCAAGCAGUUAUUCUAAAAGCACUUCUUUGGGGUGGUGGUAUAGGAAUUCUAGUUACUUGUACACAUGUUCUUAGAUGGGGUGUUACAUUAGCUCGAGUCCCUACAUGGAAAUUUAGAAGACCGGAUCCUAAAAACUCGGGGUUCAGAUUCAGCAAGAGAUCUUUAUCGUUUGGUACAAAUACGUUAAGUGUAUUUGCCAAAGAUAGAUUCAUCAGUGAUACGAGUGAUGACGAACUUCAUAGCCGUUAUUCACAAGAAAGGGGUGGGAAACUACAUUCUUCCGAAUUUUCUCCUUUAGAUGGAGAGUAUUCGGGUAUCUCGAGGAGAAAUACUUUACCGGGAUCUAGUCCCUCCAAAUUAAAAACUAGAACACCUUCUGGUCGGAAGAAAAGAUCGGCAUCUAUCAGUCUUCAAUCAUUUUCCAAAUUAACUUAUAGACAGGCUACAUUUCGGAAAUGGGGAUAUGCUAUUUAUGUAUAUAUCUGUAUUCUCGUUAUUAUCCUACUUGGUAUCAGAGAAUACGUAGGGAAAGAAGCAUUGCAAGGUUAUGAACCCGUGGGUUGGGCUCUUGGGUAUAUGUUUGGAGAUUUGCCACGAUUUAGACUCGAGGUCGUGAAGGCGAAUUUGCAGAGAUGGAUUCCGUUACCUUCUCGCUCCCAUUCUUCCGAUGAUCUAGAGUUACACGAACGAACAAAGAUUUGUUUAGAAAGAGGAUGGGUAGAACGCAUUCGUACUCAAGAUUUCGGCGCGGCAAAUACGCGGUUGAUACUCUUGGGCUACUGGCUCCUGAUUAUCAUUGCGGGUCUAGCGAUUGUUUUCCGUCUUUCGAAAAUAUAUGAAGUGGAUACGAGAAGAAAAGUUUUUCAUUUCAUGAUGGUUUUUAUUCUCUUGCCAUCGACAUUUGUGGAUCCGAAUUAUUGUGCGUUGGCUAUGGCAUUGGUGUUGGGUGUGUUUUUACUACUGGAUUUACUGAGAGCGAGUCAGUUACCGCCGAUUAGUAGGGCGUUGGCGAAAUUCUUAAUGCCGUAUGUCGAUGGAAGGGAUUUGAAGGGACCGGUGGUUGUCAGUCAUAUUUUUCUUGGGGUGGGAUGUGCGGUGCCUUUGUGGUUGAGUUUGGGGAGCUUGCCGUCUUAUUCUUCUUCUUCAAUGGAAUUGCUUGAUUCUGUCUCGGGAUCUGAAAUCGCUUCUUCGAAGUUUUUGUCGUCUUCGUCUUUUGAAGGAGGAGCAGAAGGAGAAGCGAUGGAUCCGUGGAAAGGAUGGGAAAUUCCACAGAGACAGAGAGAAAUUGCUAUGGUUGCAGGAGUUAUAUGUGUGGGAUUAGGUGACGCAGCGGCGAGUUUGGUAGGAAGAAGGUGCGGGAAGAGAAAAUGGUAUUGGGGAGGGGGAAAGAGUUUAGAGGGGAGUAUGGCGUUUAUGAUUGUGGUUGCUGUGGCGUUGGUGGGGGCGAAGGGGUGGGUUAGGGGAGGUGGGUGGGAGAGAGAGGGGAGCGAUGCAUGGAGUGUUACGGUGGGGAAAAGUAUUGUUGCGGCGGGGGUGGCGAGUCUAACGGAGGCGGUUCUGACUGGGGGGAAUGAUAAUGUGGUUGUGCCGGUGGUGCUUUGGUGUUGUGUUAAGGGGUUGGGGAUUUAGGAUGAAGUGGGGAUGCUUGGAGAGAUUAACAAGUAUUCGGUUUGAAGAGAUGAGAGGAAGAAUGAGGAUAGAAAAAAAUGUUUCUUAGGGUCUGGGAUUUGGGAUUUGGGAUUUGGAAUGGUAAUUUGGGAAUAGGGAUUUUAAGGUUUGGGGAUAGAAGAGUAUGCGUGAGAGAGAUAGGUGGAUAGAUGAAUGCAUAAAGAAUGGAGGAUAUCAGGGGGGGGGGGAAUCGGGUUGAAAGCGUAUAGGGUAGAGCGGUAGAAGAGUAGGAGAAUAUUAAUAUGAAGUAUAUGUAUGGUAUAGGUAUGUUAGGUGAUAUGAGAUGAGAUGAUAUAAUAUCAAUGAAUUGAUCGGGUGAUAUUAGAUGUACAGAUGAGGAAGCAGAGUGAAAGGGAAGAGAAGGGAAGGGAAGAAAAUCA